Labrus mixtus (cuckoo wrasse) is the source of this 3135-nucleotide messenger RNA. RefSeq names its product RNA binding motif protein 44 (gene rbm44). The transcript is spliced from 21 exons. Gene Ontology annotation, molecular function: RNA binding. The record is from RefSeq and is a predicted model, not a curated record. Bases 86 to 2821 code for a protein of 911 amino acids. Lineage: Eukaryota; Metazoa; Chordata; Actinopteri; Labriformes; Labridae.
CCUCAAAUCAUCAGGUUAACGAACAUCACUUUGUGGUCUAAUAAUUAAUAUAAAAUAUUUUCUCUUUAUUGUAAAGGCGGUGAAAAUGUCCUCCCAUCAGCAGCAGACGCUGUGGUCCACUCCCUGGUCCUGCUGGCACCUUCCUCUGCCCUUUGAGCUGACCCUUCUCCGGCCACAGUUCUCGGCUAAUGACCACGCAGGGUCGGCGUUUCCUUCCCGGCUGAGUCCAUAUUAUUUCAAAACGGUGAUAGAGAGUGCGAAAGAGAACAAGAGAUUCUUUCUGGAGAGGUCUAUAUUUGAUUUGGUGGACGCUCAUCGAUACCUCUCUCUGACUGACCAGAAGCUGCUGGGCUGGUAUCUGGGUCUGUCUCAGGAGGACAGGAAGCUCAUACAAGAUGAAGGUGGCUUUAACCAGUUCCUGCAGAGACAUCCUGCUCUACAACUGUCCAGCCAUCAUGUUUAUGUGAAGUGUAAGUCUGUACAGAUCAGACCUGUGAAGUCAACCAAAAGGCACACAGAAUCAGGAAGGAAGUGCGCAUGUGCUAAACGUGUCCGUCUGUCUGCUGCUCUUCAAGAAGUGACACAACAAGAGUGCAAAAUGCUCCCCAGCAGUGUCAAAGACACCUUUAGUCUGUUCAACUGCAGCAGCAACAGAGAUGGAUCCCAAAAACCUUCCCAUGAGCAGCUGGCUCAUCUUCAAGGUGGCUUCCAGACGGCCUUCGACAGCCCCCUCACUCAGGAACUGAAGCAUCAGAAGGCCCACGCAGUCACUGUUCCACCUCUGUACCAGCUGAGUGAAGAGAACACAUGUCCGAUGGCUAACAGUAGCAGUAUAGCUGUGCGCAAAGACCCAGCAGCCCUGGCCAGCUUCUCAGUGGACGUGGAGCUGGAACGAUGCAAACAGGUGGGGAAGGAGGAGCUCAGGAGCCACACUGCGGAGACACAAGACCAGACUACAAGCUUCUCAUACGCUAAAGUUGAGACGUUACAGUCUGAGUGGCCGACGAUUGAUGACCAGUCUUCUAGAUACUUCAGCUAUGACCCUAUCCAGUUGGAUACAGCAGAGUCCAGUGACUCAAGCUGUGAGGAUUCCGGUGAAAGCUUCCACAGCAUCAUGGAGGACGAUCACAGCAUACUCGCCUGUCUGCCCCUUGAAGAGGUGACGGCAGGAGCAGGCGUGGGUGAUUCCUCGACGUCUGACCCGUCUGCCGGGAAGACGAUCACUGCAGAGAAGUCCACCUCCCCUCUGCCGCGCCUCGCUACCUGUGACGUCAUGGUGGGGACUGAGCAGGCAGCAUGCACGCCAGCUUUCACCCAAACUGAGGAGCCACGGACCUCUGACAAACACAUCAUCACUGAGGUCCACAUGGCAGAUCUGGACUAUCUAGCUGAGGUAUUUAUCAAACUCAAGACAGCCGAAGAGAAAAGGAGAGAGCAGAAAGAGGAAGAGAAAAUGAAAAGUUCUGGUUGUUUAACGAGGAAGGAAUGCGAGUGUGUGGAGCGUGCUCAGCAGGCCGAGCUGUGCCUCCUGGCUCUGCAGUACAGCAUGUGUAGACAGCACACCUGGAGACUGUACUGCACGUCUGCUGACAGGGACCAGCUCGCCACACUGGCAGGUAGUCCACCUGCAGACAUCGUGAAUGUUCUGCAAAAACUGGAAUCUGACUUCAACCAGAUGAGGGAUCAGAUCGUAGCAGGGGUUCCUCUGGCUCAACUAAAGCCUCUGUCAGUGGACUGUGAGAAAUUAACCACAGGAGCAAGUUACAUCCCUGCACAGACGUUGGGUGAUCUGCUGGGAAAUGUUCCUUUCAGCAGCUCCCAGAAGACACAAAAACCAGAACCAUCCGGGGAAGAGAAAAGAAGUCCUGAGAGUCAAAGCAGACCCGGCGGUCAGACGGAGGAAAAAGAGAUGAAGACCGAACGACGUAAAGCCAAAACAGCUGUGACUCUGCUCCUCCAGGAGAGAAACAGCAUCCACAAUGAACUCAAGCCAGACGAGAAGCAGACAGUUUCCUGCAAAGAGCUCAACAGCAGCGAGGCGUGGUACGACGCUGAAGAAGAUCUGUGUGCUGCAGCAGCUGAUGGGAUGGCAGAGGACCCGGCAGAGGACCCGGCAGAGGACCCGACAGAGGACCCGGCAGAGGACCCGGCAGGGGGCCCGACAGGGGUCACAAUAAACAUCAAGUUAUCUUCAGAGGAGGGCAAGAAGUCUGUCCUGUUUGUUUCCAACCUGCCCAGUAACGUGACAGAACAUGAUGUGAUGAUGCAGUUUGAAAAAUACCAUGCAUCAGAAGUCAGCGUGUCUGCUUUGAGGAACGGUGUGAGUGUUGCCAUAGUGAUGAUCAGUGGAGCCCAGUGUGCCGAGGCUGCAGUGAGAGAGCUGAACGGCCGCAGCAUGCAAGGCCACACUUUACAUGUGGAGCACAUCAACAGAACACCUGAAGGCCAGAGUCAGGCAUCGCCCUCCAUCGGUGGACCUGAGUCUCCAAGAACCUCCAACACUCAGUCCAACAAAACUGAGAGUCAGCAGACCGCUCAGCCGCUGCUCAGCUCCCCCACCAAGACCAGGAAGGUGGUCUGCAUCUCUCCCAUCGCAAAGGGAACAUGCGUACCCCAACACUACUGCACCAUGGGCAGCUUCGACACCCUGAUGGCAGAGCUGACGCAGCGGCACCCGGACGUCGGCAGGCAGAGGAUUGUGGACGCUCUGCUGGAGCUGAAGGCCAAACACCAGGGCGUCCUGAGCGGUCUGCCUCUCAGGACCAUCAGGGACAUGACGUCCCAGCUUCUGACCAGGCCAGCCAGUCCAGAACAGUUCUAAGGACGCCGCUCUUUAGAGGCUUUUUUUUUUGUUAGCAGUGAUCUGUUUGAAGUUUUGUUGUUGCUAUCACAGCUCCAGGUUUAAAAAAGAGGGGAGGGACUGAACACGUUCUUCUAAAGCAUUUGGUCUAACGGACCAUGUUUUGUGUUUUGUUUUUUUUGACAAGUCAUCAGAUUGUUAAUUAAUGCUGAAGAAGCUUUGAUGAUUGAAAGAGUCUUGUCUGCCAGGUUUGGAAGUUACUUUAGUUCAUGUAUGCACACGUUAAUGCAGCAGCUCUGUUUCUUUCUGAACAAUAAAAUAAGAUGCACAUUAAA